This is a messenger RNA of Adineta ricciae, 846 nucleotides long. NCBI's taxonomy places the organism in Eukaryota, Metazoa, Rotifera, Eurotatoria, Adinetida, Adinetidae. The record is from the annotation of a GenBank genome assembly.
AUGAGUCAUCAUCGAGCAUUAGAUUACGAUUAUCCUAAAAUUCGAUUUUUUAUUCAGGAGCAAGAAAUGAUCGAGUACGUUCUUAUCGACCAAAUUCAAGAAGCAUUCGAUCAAUUUAAUCGAUACUUAUACAGUACGUUAACUACGACAAUCAAAGACAAUCAAACGAAUGAUGAAUACUUAAUUCGAUUGUUCAAUGAAUUGCACGACCAUGUCGAUUUAUUCGAACAGAUGAACGAACAGUUUCUAGAUUUUCUUCAAUUUCAAAUCGAUUGGACGAAACAAUCCAAAGCUGUACUUGAUGCUUUUAGUCAUUUUCAAAUCACAGUGAUCUCCAGCAAUAUUAAACAUGCUGAACGGUAUCUCAGUUUUCUUUUCACACUCUUCACCGUACCCGAAAAUUCGAUCCACGAUUUCGCCCACGAUACGUUGCAACGUUUGAUGUUCACCGUUCCAUUAGCAUCUACUCUUCUAUGCCCGAUCGCCGAGCGGUAUUUUCCAUUUAUGACGAAAGAUAAACAUAUCCAAGUGCUAUAUGUUGAAAAUCUUCUCCGAUCAUUGAACUAUUUACCAAUCGAACGAUUGAAAUUUUUCGAAAUCAUUCUCACGAAAUUACUCCGAAUGGAUGUACACGCGUCCCGACAAGAUAUUCUUCGAACGGAAGAACGUCAUGUGGAAAAUGAGAUGGUGUUUACACUCGAGCAGAGUGACGAUCGUAUGAAACAUGAACAAGCUGACAAACUCGAUUGGCUGAUGUUUAUUUUAUUUGAAUAUAUCACGAAGGUUUCGCAUAAAGAUGUACAAACAAACGGAGUUAUUACUCAAAGAUUUCCUGAAUAUUUUUAA